UCCACCUAUCAACACGGUUAAGCCUAAUUCUGUAUUCAUUAGUCCACCUGUUAAUACAGUUCAGUCCAGUUUUAUGUUCAGUAAUCCACCUAUCAACACUGUUAAACCCAACUUUAUGUUCAGUGAUCCACCUAUCAGCACAGUUAAGCCUAACUUUAUGUUCAGUACUCCACCUAUCAGCACGGUUAAGCCUAACUUUAUGUUCAGUACUCCACCUAUCAGCACGGUUAAGCCUAACUUUAUGUUCAGUACUCCACCUAUCAGCACGGUUAAGCCUAACUCUGUAUUCAUUAGUCCACCUGUUAAUACAGUUAACUCCAGUUUUAUGUUCCGUAAUCCACCUGUUAAUACAGUUCAGUCCAGUUUUAUGUUCAGUAAUCCACCUAUCAACACUGUUAAACCCAACUUUAUGUUCAGUGAUCCACCUAUCAGCACGGUUAAGCCUAACUUUAUGUUCAGUACUCCACCUAUCAGCACG
Limulus polyphemus (Atlantic horseshoe crab) is the source of this 478-nucleotide messenger RNA. RefSeq names its product pollen-specific leucine-rich repeat extensin-like protein 1. The transcript has a single exon. The annotation marks the transcript as partial. Lineage: Eukaryota; Metazoa; Arthropoda; Merostomata; Xiphosura; Limulidae. The record is from RefSeq and is a predicted model, not a curated record.